AUGGAGGUGGACGCCGCUAGCAGAUACCGCUCUCGCAUCCUUAGAGAAAUGAAGGCCAACCGCGACAACCCAUUCAACUCACCGCCCGAAUCCACUGGCUCCCACGGCACUGUUACACUGUCCUCUGUCUUUUCCGACCCGGACGGCGAGUCUACGCGUAGACUCAACGAGGACAUUGCUCGUGUCACUGCCCCCAAGAACCUGCCCGUCAACUGGGAGGCUGCUCACCGCAAGUGGCCCGAGUUUUUCGGCAUGCCCAAGACGCGCGAGGUGCCCGUCUUUGAGGACAACACCGACACACGGCCGUUGAGCGCCGAGUCCAAGGAGAACAAGCCUCCUGCCUCCGCCACAAAGUUCCAAGACAAGUUUGCUGACGACACGACAAAUCCCACCUGGAUGGGCUCCAACAGAACCCGCGCUGAGAUGCAGCCUCGCGUCGACAACGAGUCCGACUUGUCUUCACUCAUGGCCAAGUCACCUGCCCGAGCCCUUUCCAACCCCUCUUGGGGCAAGAAUACACACAACCCUAGCCCGCUGUCUAAGGUCCACACGCGGGUAGCAUCAGAGUCCUUGGCCGAGGAGAAGCAACAACGUCGAGAGUCACUCACCAAUGCCCUCAACCGCCUUCGCAGCGCGUCACAAAGCCCCAGAGUUAACCAACGAGACCAGGAGCAACGCGAACGCUCCUCACCACAGAUGUCUUCAGCAAAGUCUAGCCUAACAGCCGUACCUUCUUCGCCCCACUCCAUGGGUAGCCCUGCCCAUAAUGAGAGCAACGCGCGCUCCUUUUUCCUGCCAGAAGUCUCCCACCUGGGUGACUUUGUUGAUGGCACGCUUCAAUUCAGCGGCGCCAUGAGAAAUGGAGUCCCUAUCUUUGUCAAGCAUGGCAGAGUCCACGACCGAUUCGAGAAGCCCUCUCUCGCUAGCCGCGCCGAGGUUGAUGAGCUUGAGGUGCCUGAAGAUGAGGAGAAGAUCUUUGUGUCUAUGGAUAUGAUCCGCGAAGAGAUCAUUUCUCUCCAGGAGCACUACGAUAAGGUGCAAGAAUACGCCGAGAACCUCCAGCAACAAGUUGAGCAGCUAGAGGCUCAGCUCAAGUCGCGGAAAUCCUUUGACCAGGAGUUGGCUUCUGCCCAGGUCAAUGAGCAGCUACUGGCCCAGAAGAACCGAUUGGAGGUGGAAGUAUCAACCCUUCAGUCACGUCUGGAGCAAACCUCGCGAAAGAUCAGCCUUGCCGAGAUUGAGAACGAUGCGAUGGCCCAGGAGAGAGAUCGCGCCGUGAGAAAAUUGCAGGAGGCAUGCGAGGAUAUCAACAAGCUCACACGCAAGUUGAGCACGAAGCAGAAGGAGCUGGAGACCACCCACAAGCAGCUGGAAUCGACCGAGCAGAUCCGCAGCGAGAACGACACUCUGCGACGGGAUCUGGUAUCUUUGAAGCAUGGCCGAGACUCGAUGGACCUUGAGAACAAGUCUCUUGUGUCUGCUAAUGAGACGCUGCGAAAGGAGAAUGCUAGCCUGAAGGAGGAGGCUGAGUCGCUGCGUUCAGACAGCAGCGGCGUUCGCCGGGAACACGAGUCCUUGAUUAGCGAGAACCGCUCGCUGCGGACGAAUAACAAGGCCUUGAUGGACGAGAAUGAAGAUCUUCGGGAGAAUCUCGAUGGCCUCCAGCAUGAGCUUGACGCCGCCAAGGAGGAAGUCGAGGCGAUUCAGCAAGAACUUCAGGCCAUGUUGCAGGAAAAGUCGACUCUCCGUGAGGACAACGAGAGCCUCGUGCGACACAAUGAGAAGUACUUUGGCGAGAACAAGAUGCUCCGACGCGAGAACUCGGGCUUCGAGCGAAGCAUUCACGACCUUCAUGAUGAGAACCUCAAGCUCAAGGAUGAGGUUGAGUUCUUGAAGCAGCAGCUCGAUCACUGCCGCCCUGCCCCUAAGGAGGACUUCUCUGCUCGUCUCGACGAUGAGACUGAGGAGAACAUGACCUCGGCCUUCUUCAUUCCUGACAUCACGAUCAACACCAACACUAACGAGGUCGACGCUGACGGCAACGCCGAGAACACCGAGACCAAGGAGCUUCCUGAGCCCACUGAGGACAGUGCCAAGCUCCCCACGAUUCCCGAUGUGACGGAGGAAGAGACACGCAACACUACCAAGCGUGACGUUACUACACAGAGCGAGCCGAAGAAAUCGCGAAGCAAGAGCAAGACUUCCAAGACCAACCAGCCCCAAAAGGUUGCCUUCUCGAUCCCGGCUAAGGCCUCGCAGAAGACCAGCUCCAACGUGGCCAACCACGGUAGCAAGCGCCGAACAGUGUCUGAGGCUAACCAGCGAAACGCUAUGAAGGGCAUUGCAACCUAUGACAUGGAUACCUUGGAGGAUAAUGAUGAGACGACCGGUCUUCAGUCUGUCGACAACACCACCCAGGACUUCUCUACUCAACUGAGUGUCGUCCCGAAGACCCGUAAGGAGGUCAAGACUCGAGAGCAGAAGCAAUCGACUACCCAGAACACGACUCAGAACACGACUGUUCACAGCGAGCGAUCACAGCACACGCGCUCUCAGUCACGAACGUCUCUGAGACACGUCGUUGUGACCGACGUCACGGCUGAUAGCAUCAAGAGCGUGGACAAGGAUACCUGCCCUGUUCUCUCGAGCGACGCCAAACGCGUUCUCGAUAACCUCUGCGAGCACAACUGCCGCAACUGCACCGUUUGCAGCCGAAUCACUUCUCACCGUGGCGUCCUCUCGUCGGCUGAUGUUGCCGCUGGCAAGAAGCGCGUCACCGUCCCCCGACCGGUCCCUGUUAGUGACCGCGAUCUGUCGGUUGAGGAUCCGACAGUGCGUCCACUUCAGUCGCCCGGCCAUGCGCUGGCCAUGGUCAUCAAGGGUCUGGAGGAUGAGUCUCAUCAUCUCCAGCUCGAGUUGACUCGCAUCCAAGCCAAGUACAAUGCUCGUGACAAGGCUCUUGGUCGCCGUGAGCGUGUGAGUCUUGCUGAGAGCAUCCGUACUCUCCUGAAGCAACUAGAGGCCAAGAACGAUCAGAUCUACAGCCUCUAUGAUGUGCUUGAGGGCCAAAAGGCGGCUGGCCAGGCAAUGAGCGAGGAGGAGAUCGAGAUGACGGUUCUCAACAUCACGGGCAUGACAGUCCGCGAUGUCACCAACUGCAGCGACCAGCUGACAUGGGAGGGUAUUCCUGAGUUGUAA
This is a messenger RNA of Fusarium keratoplasticum, 3198 nucleotides long. RefSeq lists its product as uncharacterized. The record is from RefSeq and is a predicted model, not a curated record. Gene Ontology annotation, molecular function: microtubule binding. The coding region runs from base 1 to 3198 and encodes 1065 amino acids. The transcript has 2 exons. NCBI's taxonomy places the organism in Eukaryota, Fungi, Ascomycota, Sordariomycetes, Hypocreales, Nectriaceae.